GUAAAACGGCGAGGACCACUUCCGUUCAGCUCCUUUUCUCGGCCCAAUCCCACAACGCUGGGAGCGCCCAUGCAGUACCGGAAAUUACGCAUGGCGGGUGAAUUUCCAAGACCGGUGGCCUAUGAGAUAGAUUGUAGUAUCUCCAUUUUGCAGAUGAGAAAACAAGCUCAGAGAAGUUAAAUGACUUACCCAAGAUACCAUGUGCUGAUACUCAGCUUUUCCUGAUUUCUGUAUGUUGUCAUCUGGUGUACGUCUGGUCCCCAGGAAAGUCCAACUCAACCAUUCCCUGAUCUGCACUUCUCGUUCCUUCAUGGAUUUGAAAACUCUCAUUUCCUCCUUGAAUGACUUUGCAUCCCUCUCAUUUGCUGAGAGUUGGGACAAUGUUGGAUUACUGGUAGAGCCAAGCCCACCACAUACUGUAAACACGCUCUUCCUGACCAAUGACUUGACCGAGGAAGUGAUGGAGGAGGCACUGCAGAAGAAGGCGGAUCUCAUUCUUUCCUACCAUCCUCCUGUUUUCCGACCCCUGAAGCGCAUAACCUGGAACACCUGGAAGGAGCGCCUGGUGAUCCGGGCUCUGGAGAAUAGAGUCGGUAUCUAUUCUCCUCACACAGCCUAUGAUGCUGCUCCCCAGGGAGUCAACAGCUGGUUGGCUAAAGGACUUGGAGCUUGUACCUCUCACCCCAUACAUCCUUCCAAAGCUCCCAACUACCCCACAGAGGGAACACACCGAGUAGAAUUCAGCGUUAACCACGCCCAAGAUCUGGAUAAAGUUAUUUCUGCAGUGAAAGGAAUUAAAGAUGUUUCUGUCACAUCUUUUUCCGCUAGGUCUGAUGAUGAAGAACAAACACGUGUCAGUCUGAAUUGUACUCAGGAGGCUCUGCUGCAGGUGGUUGUUUUUCUCUCCCAAAACAAACAACUUUACCAGAAAACUGAAAUUCUGUCACUAGAGAAGCCUCUGCUUCUACAUACUGGAAUGGGACGGCUGUGUACACUGGAUGAAUCUGUCUCCUUAGCAACUAUGGUUGAGCGAAUCAAGAGGCACUUAAAACUAUCUCAUGUUCGCCUUAGUCUUGGUGUAGGGAGGACCUUAGGUAAAUAUACCUCUUUUGUUUUGCCAGUAUAUCCACUGAUAACAUUGGGCAAAGGUGAAACUUUUGGUUAUAUUAAUGUAAGGGAUAGAAAACAUGCUAGCAGCUCAUGGGAGAUGAUUGGUUUACUUUAUCGAUUGGGAUGGGCUAGGUUAUGCUGUGGUAUACAUCUCAAUGGCUUAAACCACAAGAUUUACUUCUCAGUAACACUGCAUGUUCAUCUCAAGUCAGCAGGGGAAGUCUGGCUGCUCAUUAUAAAUUGGUCGCUGUUGCAGAGGGAGAAAGAGUUCUAGAGGAUCUUAAACCAUCAAUUAAAAACUCCAGUCCAGAAAUGAUACAUGUUACUUAUGUUCAACUCAUCAUCCAGAAUUAGUAAAUUGCCCAGCACAGCCGAGGGAGGGCAUGAAGUGCAGUCCUACCACGUGCCAAGGAGAGAGCUAGAAAUAAUGAUUGCUACAAUUACAACACGCAUCUUGAACUUGACAAUACUGGUAAUAUUGUAUAGUGAAGUGCUGCUAAGUGAUUUGGUCCACUGCAGUUUGACUUUCAUAACCACUGUCUUUUCUCUGGUCUUUCCCACUACUUUUGGGAACAAAGAGUGAACAGAACACUUGUUGGACCCCUGUAGUAAGCCUUGCACUGUGCUGAGUUUCUGAAGUAUGUUAGCUCCCGCUGCAAAGGCAGUGGAGCCUAGUGGUUAUGAGUGUGGGCUCUGAAGUCAGACGACCUGGCUUCAUAUUUGUCUGUCCUGUCUAUUUGCUCUAUAACUUUAGACACAUUAUUUAACCCUUCUGUGUCUCAGUCACCUCCUCUGUAAAAUUGCAUUAAUAUUAAAACCUCAUAGUGGUGGUAUUAUAACCCACAUGAUACACAUAGCACAGUGACUGGUGCACAUAAGUACAGUAAAUGCCACCUGGAGGUGGUAUUCUCACUUUAUAGGGAAAAAAAUUGAGGGUUCAGAGAGCUCAAAUAACUUCUCCAAAAGUUCAGAAUCAGAUCAAACAACUCAGGGGAGUUAGUUUCCAAAGAAGAUGGAUGGCAGAGGUGGGAUUUGACUUCUGAUCCAACUCCAAGCCUUUUUUUGAAGUACCAUGCUGCCAGACUGGAGUGAGCAUUAAACUGUCCAUUCCAGAAACCUAAGUGCUAAGUGCUUGUUGGAUUUUGGCUUGAAUGUUUGUGUUAUUUCACUCUUCAGAGGAUGCUCUUUGAGGAUAAAUACUAGAUUAAAAAAUAUGUGACAAAUCACUUCCUAGCAUUCCUGUUUCUAAGGAGCCCUUUUUGUUCCUCCGAUUCCUCACCUGAGAAUAGGGAGUACCUGCCUAUCUCUCACUGUCAUCUGGAGACCCAGGUUAAGUUACUGUGCCUUGCAGCACUGCGAUGAAGCCUAGAGCCGGGGCAUUAGUACCAUUCAGUAGUUGCCCUAUCUGGGUUUGCGCAGCCACGUCCAAAGGGGUAACAACUAUCCCUGCUUUGGGAUAGUUAUGCAAUACCUAAGAUACCUAAAAGUUAGUAAGCAAAAUUCAUACUGAUGAGACCAGGAGUGAAAUCUGCAUUUCAUUCAGGAUUCUCAGUACAAAUUAUAAUAUUAAAAUGAAGGGAAAUUGUAAUGUGUUGGUCUCUUUUUCC
Molecule: messenger RNA, 2717 nt
Organism: Trichechus manatus latirostris (Florida manatee)
Lineage: Eukaryota; Metazoa; Chordata; Mammalia; Sirenia; Trichechidae
Gene: NIF3L1
Product: NGG1 interacting factor 3 like 1
Exons: 6
Coding region: 233-1384 (383 amino acids)
Cellular component (GO): mitochondrion; cytoplasm
Source: RefSeq, a predicted model, not a curated record